AUGAAAUCUUUUGAAGUAUCUGAUUCUGUGUUAACAAGUUUACAAGGGUUUGUACAAUGCAACCCAUCUUUAACUUUGGUUGAAAGUGAAAAGAUUAUUUACAGAAAACAAAACACAACAAAUGGCAAAAAAACAGUAGGCUUGAUUUCUGGUGGUGGUGCAGGCCAUGAACCUACACAUGCCGGUUUUGUUGGUAAAGGUAUGUUAACGGCUGCCGUCUCUGGUGAUAUUUUUGCUUCCCCUUCAACCAGACAAAUCUUGAACGCUAUUAAAUUGGUCAAUAACGAUCCUAGCACAAAUGGUGUUUUGUUAAUUAUUAAAAGUUACACUGGUGAUAUUUUACAUUUUUCAUUGGCCGCCGAAAGAGCCAAGGCAAUUGGUAUCAACUGUGAAAUCGCCUGUGUUGGUGACGAUGUCGCUGUUGGUAGAGAAAAGGGUAAAUUUGUUCCUAGAAGAGCUUUGGCCGGUACCGUUUUGGUACACAAAUGUGUUGGUGCAUUUGCCGAAUUGUACAGUGAUAAAUAUGGUGUUGCUGGAUGUCAAAAGGUGGCUAAUAUUUUGAAUGACAACUUGGUUACUAUUGGUGCCUCUUUGGACCAUUGCCAAGUCCCUGGAAGAAAAUACGAGAGCGAAUUGACUGAAAACCAAAUGGAAUUGGGUAUGGGUAUUCACAAUGAACCGGGUGUCCAAGUUUUAGAACCAAUCCCUAGUGCAGAAAAGCUUGUUGGCGAAUAUAUGUUACCAAAACUUUUAGACCCUAAAGACAAAAACAGAUAUUUUGUUGAUUUUGAGAAGAAUGAUGAUGUUAUUUUGUUAGUUAAUAAUUUGGGUGGUGUCUCUAAUUUUGUUAUCACUUCCAUUGUCAAAAUUACUACUGAUUUAUUGUUGAAAAAUUAUAAUAUCAAGCCAAAACAUACCAUUUCUGGUACUUUAAUGACAGCUUUUAAUGGUAAUGGUUUCAGUAUUACUUUGAUAAAUGCCUCUAAAACUAGCAAAUCUUUAAGUGAAAGUUUCCAAUCUUUGGAUAUCAAUUUGUUUGACUUAUUAAACCAUCCAACUGAUGCUACCUCCUGGCCACAACAACACGAUCUAUCUAAGAUUGCUCCACCUACAUACAACCCAUCAAUUUUGAAGGAAGAAAUUACUGCCCAACCUGCAGGAAAAUUUGAUUUUGCAUUAUUUUCUAAAAUGAUUCAAGGUGGUGCUGAAAGUAUUAUCAAGGCUGAACCUCAUAUUACUGAAUUAGAUACUCAUGUUGGUGAUGGUGAUUGUGGUUACACUUUAGCUGCAGGUGCUAAGGGAAUUAAUGAAAACUUGACUUCUAUUCCACACAAAUCCUUGUCUAUCACUUUGGCCUACAUUUCAGAUCUUGUUGAAAAAUACAUGGGUGGUACUUCCGGUGGUUUAUAUUCUUUAUUAAUCACUGGUAUUUCCAAAGGUGUUAUUACAUACUGCGGUGAAAAUGAACAAGUUACUCCAGAAACUUUAGCCAAGAGUUUGGAAUAUGGGUUGGAAACUUUGUACAGAUCCACAAAUGCAAGACCAGGUGACUAUACUAUGGUUGAUGCUUUGGAACCAUUUAUCAAGACUUUUGAAAAGACCAAGAAUUUCAGCGAGGCUGUUUUAGCUGCCAAGAAGGGUGCCGAACAAACUGCUAAGAUCGAUGCUAAAUUUGGUAGAGCUUCUUACGUUGGUUCUACUACUAACAUUCCAGAUCCUGGUGCCGUUGGUUUCUAUGAAUUUGUUGCUGGUAUGGAAAAGGCUGCUAAAUAA
Messenger RNA from Saccharomycodes ludwigii, 1773 nucleotides. RefSeq names its product dihydroxyacetone kinase (gene DAK1). Bases 1 to 1773 code for a protein of 590 amino acids. Gene Ontology annotation, biological process: glycerol catabolic process. Gene Ontology annotation, cellular component: cytosol. The transcript has a single exon. Gene Ontology annotation, molecular function: glycerone kinase activity; ATP binding. Lineage: Eukaryota; Fungi; Ascomycota; Saccharomycetes; Saccharomycodales; Saccharomycodaceae. The record is from RefSeq and is a predicted model, not a curated record.